CAUCUGCGAUACCAGUAUCGCUUCGGUCAUAGAGCACUGUCCUCAUCGUUGCCUUUCCAGAGAACUCCAAGUAGCGUGUUCACUGUACCGCGAGAUCUCCAACAAGUCCAACGAGUCGAGGCGUUGACCAUCAAGGUGGUUCUGCGGAGAAAGCAGAGUCCGUGCGCGCGCUGUUUUGUUUGCGGCUCUCGGGAUUCACAUCGUCAGCGCUUCCAAGGCACGAUGAAUAGUCCACUAUGCGACGGUUUAUCGACGCGACGGUUUAUCAACACUUGUAUCCUCUUCAUCGGCCGAUCCGUCCCAGGUCCCGUGGUAGAGAUCAUGCCAUGACAACCGCAGCCAGAAAACUCAUCUGCUCCCCGAGCAUCAACAACCUCGCAACAUCGUCAUCGCUACACGCCACUCGGGCUCCCGAAACCCCACCCGAACCUGAAUAUACACAGUGCAGCAUACAAGCCCGCUUGUUCCACGUCGGAAGCGCCCGCUCCUGCUGUCCCACUUCGUCUUGCUCGGUCGUCUUUGCAGUGAGCCGGACUACGCCAAAUCUUGGAGCCCGCAACGAUUACGAGUCCGCCUGCCCGAUGACACGUCCAUGUCGACUACAGCUCCUACCGAGGAUACUUGAGUGCUUGCAAGGGAGAGGGACAAGGAGAAGGAGAAGAGGAACAAUCCUGAACACUGGUGCAAAGACUGUCGCAAGCGCCAAUACCACUCAGUACCCUUCAUCAGUAUCCUGCUCAACCAACGGCCGUCUGCACGCCGCAAAUCAUACGUAUCGCCACCCGCGAUGAUUUUGAGCCACCGCGGAUGCAUGCAAGAAGACAACAGCAAGCGCUCCGCUACUCACUGGUUGACGGACACUUGGGACAAGCGCUACAAGCACUGGGAGAAGAAAGAGAUCAAUA
Aureobasidium pullulans EXF-150 is the source of this 905-nucleotide messenger RNA. RefSeq lists its product as uncharacterized. The transcript has a single exon. Bases 237 to 791 code for a protein of 184 amino acids. NCBI's taxonomy places the organism in Eukaryota, Fungi, Ascomycota, Dothideomycetes, Dothideales, Saccotheciaceae. The record is from RefSeq and is a predicted model, not a curated record.